Molecule: messenger RNA, 1557 nt
Organism: Umbelopsis ramanniana AG
Lineage: Eukaryota; Fungi; Mucoromycota; Umbelopsidomycetes; Umbelopsidales; Umbelopsidaceae
Exons: 15
Coding region: 11-1435 (474 amino acids)
Molecular function (GO): NADH dehydrogenase activity
Source: RefSeq, a predicted model, not a curated record
GAGAGAAAUCAUGAUUUUCUCUUCGAUAUUGAUCCGCAGCGCAAAUGGACGACCAAGGCUGCUUGGACAAAUCAGAUUUAUCUCGUCCCAGGAACCACUUCGAUUCACUAAAAAUACUUCCCUUGUCAGCACUAAGACUAGAACCCUCGGUCGAUCGCAGGGUCGAGUAGUUAUUCUAGGUUCUGGAUGGGCAGGUUUUAAACUGAUGAAAGAUCUGAAUAGAAAGGACUACGAAGUAUCUGUCGUGUCUCCUAGAAAUUAUUUUGUGUUCACACCCUUACUGGCAAGCACUUCCGUCGGCACCCUCGAAUUUCGUUGUAUUACUGAACCGGUUAGAGGCUACUCACAAAAUAUUUCUUACCACCAAGCAUGGUGUGAUUCCGUCGAUCUUCAAAAUCAGGUCAUUCACUGUACCUCAAACGUCGACGGAAAUAAAGGAGUCCAGUUCUCUCUAGACUAUGAUAAAUUGGUUAUCGGAGUUGGCUCCUAUUCACAGACAUUUGGCAUACCAGGAGUUAAGGAGCACGGCUUGUUUCUCAAAGAUGUCAAUGAUGCUCGCUUGAUACGCAGCCGCGUGGUUUCAUGCUUUGAAUACGCUUCGCAGCCUGGCAUUACGGAUCAGGAGAAAGCAAACAGGUUGCAUUUUGCGGUUGUAGGCGGAGGUCCAACGGGAAUUGAAUUUUCUGCCGAGCUAUAUGACUUUAUAUCGUCAGAUAUGUCAAGGCUGUAUCCACAACUUAUGUCACAGACCCGCAUGACUUUGUACGAUGUUGCUCCAAAUAUUCUCGGCACAUUUGAUUCUCAACUUUCGGAAUACGCGCACAAAAAGUUCAGUCGUAAAGGAAUUCAGAUCAAGACGAAGCGACGUGUUUUGGAGGUAACCAAGGAUGAUUUGGUCAUUGAGGGGGAUGGAAAAGUUCCCUACGGCAUGCUGGUAUGGUCUACCGGCCUCAUGCAGAAUCCAUUGAUAGAAUCAUUGAAUGAGCUUGAAAAAGACAAAAGAAGCCAAAGACUUUUGACAGACGAACAACUACGAGUGCUUUCGAAAGAUUCGAAGAAACCUUUGAACAAUGUGUAUGCGCUGGGCGACUGUGCAACCAUAGAGGGCCUUGACUUGCCGGCAACCGCUCAAGUGGCGAACCAAAAAGCCAUAUAUUUAAGCAAUGUUUUGAACAAGCAAGUCAAGAAAGGAUCGGACUACCUUGCGAAGCCAUUCAUAUUCAAAAACAGAGGAUCCAUGGCCUACAUAGGGUCCUCCGAAGCACUUGUAGAUAUGUCAACAGUACACCAAAAGGCUAAACGCUCAGGGCACCUUGCCUGGUUACUAUGGCGCUCUGCCUACCUCAGUAUGAGUGUGAGCAUUCGGAACAAAAUGCUCAUCCCGCUUCAUUGGUUUUUGACUUGGGGCUUUGGAAGAGACAUCAGUCGAUUCUAAAGUAGGAGCCUACUUUGCGCCAAAUGCCUGUCUGUACCUGCACUAUGAAAUUUCACUUUGAGCCUACAUCACAGUAAGAAAUGCUUUAGAUAUUUCCCCCUCCCUUACAAUAUAGUCCUCCA